Messenger RNA from Gavia stellata (red-throated loon), 1832 nucleotides. RefSeq names its product kelch like family member 3 (gene KLHL3). NCBI's taxonomy places the organism in Eukaryota, Metazoa, Chordata, Aves, Gaviiformes, Gaviidae. The transcript has 15 exons. Gene Ontology annotation, molecular function: protein binding. The coding region runs from base 1 to 1761 and encodes 586 amino acids. The record is from RefSeq and is a predicted model, not a curated record. Gene Ontology annotation, biological process: monoatomic ion homeostasis; renal sodium ion absorption; protein K48-linked ubiquitination. Gene Ontology annotation, cellular component: cytosol.
AUGGAGGAGGAGAGCAUUAAGCAGAGUUCCCGAUCCUCUGAGGCAGCUGAAGAUGAAAAGGACCAGCGCACAGUGACAGUCAACCCGUCUCACAUGAGAAAGGCAUUCAAGGUCAUGAAUGAAUUACGGAGCAAGCGGCUCCUCUGUGAUGUGGUGAUUGUGGCCGAAACUGUGGAGAUGGAAGCCCACCGCGUGGUCCUUGCGGCCUGCAGCCCUUAUUUUUGUGCGAUGUUUACAGGAGACAUGUCUGAAAGUAAAGCCAAGAAGAUUGAGAUAAAAGACGUUGAUGGGCAGACCUUGAGGAAGCUGAUUGAUUACAUCUACACCGCUGAGAUUGAGGUCACGGAGGAGAAUGUGCAGGUUUUGUUGCCAGCUGCUAGUUUAUUGCAAUUGAUGGAUGUUAGAAAAAACUGCUGUGACUUUCUUCAGUCCCAGCUGCAUCCCACGAACUGCCUUGGAAUCCGAGCUUUUGCCGAUGUGCAUGCGUGUACUGAACUGCUGCAGCAGGCAAAUGCCUACGCAGAGCAGCACUUUCCUGAGGUGAUGCUAGGAGAAGAAUUUCUUAGCCUUAGUCUGGACCAGGUUUGCAGUUUAAUAUCAAGUGACAAGCUCACAGUCUCCUCUGAAGAAAAGGUCUUUGAAGCGGUUAUUUCUUGGAUAAAUUAUGAGAAGGAAUCUCGCUUGGAGCACAUGGCUAAACUGAUGGAGCACGUUCGCCUACCCCUUUUGCCCAGAGAUUAUCUUGUACAGACAGUUGAAGAAGAAGCUUUAAUCAAGAAUAACAACACCUGUAAAGACUUCCUUAUCGAGGCCAUGAAAUAUCAUUUGCUUCCUCUGGAUCAAAGGCAACUGAUAAAGAAUCCCAGAACAAAGCCGAGGACUCCCGUUAGCCUGCCAAAGGUGAUGAUCGUGGUGGGCGGGCAAGCGCCCAAAGCCAUUCGCAGUGUGGAGUGCUAUGAUUUUGAGGAGGAGCGGUGGGAUCAGGUUGCUGAGCUUCCUUCCCGGAGAUGCAGAGCAGGUGUGGUAUUUAUGGCUGGCAACGUUUAUGCUGUCGGGGGCUUUAACGGAUCUUUAAGGGUACGGACGGUUGAUGUGUACGAUGGCGUGAAGGACCAGUGGACAUCCAUAGCCAGCAUGCAGGAAAGACGAAGCACUUUAGGCGCAGCUGUGCUCAAUGAUCUCCUGUAUGCAGUGGGCGGCUUCGAUGGCAGCACUGGUCUGGCAUCAGUUGAGGCCUAUAGCUAUAAAACCAAUGAGUGGUUUUUUGUGGCUCCCAUGAACACAAGAAGAAGCAGUGUUGGAGUUGGAGUUGUGGAGGGUAAGCUCUAUGCCGUGGGGGGCUAUGAUGGAGCGUCCCGUCAGUGCCUUAGUACCGUUGAGCAGUAUAACCCAGCCACGAACGAAUGGACCUACGUAGCUGACAUGAGCACUCGACGCAGCGGUGCAGGUGUUGGUGUUCUCAGCGGGCUGCUGUACGCUACCGGGGGGCACGACGGUCCCUUAGUAAGGAAGAGCGUGGAAGUCUAUGAUCCAGGAACAAACACCUGGAAGCAAGUAGCAGACAUGAAUAUGUGUAGAAGAAAUGCAGGUGUGUGUGCGGUGAAUGGUCUCCUCUACGUGGUGGGAGGAGAUGAUGGUUCCUGCAAUUUGGCCUCGGUGGAAUACUACAACCCCAUCACAGACAAAUGGACGUUAUUACCAACCAGCAUGAGCACGGGGAGAAGUUAUGCAGGUGUGGCUGUGAUUCACAAACCGUUGUGACACACGAUCAAGCCAAUGCGAGGAGCAGAAGUGAAGUGGAUCCAGCUAGGUGGUGUUGGGAAGAUGACUGA